Plectropomus leopardus (leopard coralgrouper) is the source of this 2167-nucleotide messenger RNA. It is a transcript of the gene fam20ca, whose product is annotated as FAM20C golgi associated secretory pathway kinase a. The record is from RefSeq and is a predicted model, not a curated record. Gene Ontology annotation, cellular component: Golgi apparatus. Gene Ontology annotation, molecular function: protein serine/threonine kinase activity. Gene Ontology annotation, biological process: protein phosphorylation; enamel mineralization. Lineage: Eukaryota; Metazoa; Chordata; Actinopteri; Perciformes; Serranidae.
AAAUCUUCAAGCCUACAUCGCUGCUUUGUCAUCGCAUAACAGUGUUGGACAUCAAUGUCGGUGCCGUAAGGUGCGCUGCGCUUAAAGCUUACUCUGCGUAAAGACAAAAAAAAUACACAAAGAUGAUACUGUUUCGUAAAUUCAGAGUGUUCAUACUAAUGGUGUUUUUGGUAGCGUGCACCAUGCACAUCAUGAUAGACUUGUUACCGAAACUCGAGAAGCGGGCGGCGGGAGCGGACAGCGGGGACGGCGGCUGUCAGUGCGCUCACCACCCGGCCGGGGAGUCGCAGGGCUGGGGGAAGCAGCGCGCCAUGUCGGCGGCUGAAGCGGGCUGGCCUAACAAGCACACGCUGAGAAUCCUGCAGGAUUUCAGCAACGAACCGAGCUCCAACCUCACGUCGCACUCCCUGGAAAAGAUCACAGCAGCCGGGGACAGAGCGGAGUCCUUCCGGCGGAUGAGACAGUCGGCGGGGAAGGCGGAGGACCACAAGCCGCUUAUCGGAGACGCGAGCGGGGGUCGGACCGUCCCUGCCCACGGUGUCUCCCGGUUGUCCGCUCUGUUUGAGCAUCCUUUAUACAAGGUUGACCUUCCUUCGCUCACGGACGAUGACACUUUAUUUAACGUGAACACUGACAUCAGGUUUUAUCCCAGAGCAGCAGGGAACCAAGGAUGGCACAAUGAGGAGGGGAACGAAGAGGAGGAGGAGUUCUCUCCAACAGCAGAGGUGACGGCAGAAUCUUACCCCAACUGGUUACGUUUCCACAUCGGCAUCAACCGCUACGAGCUGUACUCCAGACACAGUCUGGUGCUGGACGCCCUGCUGAAGGACCUGGUCACACAGAGGAUCACUAGUGUGGCCAUGAAAUCAGGAGGCACCCAGCUGAAGUUGAUCAUGACUUUCCAGAACUACGGACAAGCGCUGUUCAAACCCAUGAAGCAGACGCGGGACCAGGAAACCCCUCCAGACUUCUUCUACUUCUCUGACUUUGAGAGGCACAACGCUGAGAUUGCCGCUUUUCACUUGGACAGGAUCCUUGACUUCCGGAGAGUGCCCCCGGUGGCGGGGCGACUUGUCAACAUGACGAGGGAGAUCAGGGAUGUGACGCGUGACAAGAAGCUGUGGAGGACCUUCUUCAUCUCACCAGCCAAUAACGUCUGCUUCUACGGUGAGUGCUCGUACUACUGCUCCACUGAGCAUGCUCUGUGCGGUAAACCGGACCAGAUCGAAGGCUCGCUAGCAGCUUUCCUGCCAGACCUGAACCUCGCCAAACGCAAGACGUGGAGAAACCCCUGGAGACGCUCCUACCACAAACGCAAGAAAGCAGAGUGGGAGGUGGAUCCAGAUUACUGUGACGAGGUUAAGCAGACUCCUCCGUAUGACCGAGGAACUCGACUGCUGGACGUCAUGGAUAUGACCAUCUUUGACUUCUUAAUGGGUAACAUGGAUCGACAUCAUUAUGAAACUUUUGAGAAGUUUGGAAAUGACACCUUCAUUAUUCACCUGGACAACGGAAGAGGGUUUGGAAAACACUCACAUGAUGAGAUGUCCAUCCUGGUGCCUCUGAGCCAGUGCUGCAGGGUGAGGAAAUCCACUUACCUGCGUCUCCAGCUGCUGGCCAAAGAGGAAUACCAGCUGAGCUCACUGAUGGAGGAGUCCCUGCUCCGGGACCGACUGUCCCCGAUCCUUAUCCAGAGUCACCUCCAGGCCUUGGACCGCAGGCUCCGGCUGGUGCUGCAGGUCGUGGCAGGCUGCAUAGAGAAAGAAGGUUAUGUUAAUGUCGUGGAGGAAGAUCUAGUCGGGGACACAGCGACCCACAGGAGCCCCGGCCACAGGUAGUGAGGGUGAGACUUCAGGGUGACAGAAACCACCAGUGACACCUGAACAAUGGACCACAUUUGUGGCUGUUCAACCAAUGGGAUUGCACCAAAAAUCGUGCUUCUGAUAUCAAGCUGAAUUCAGUGAAUUCCGAGACUUGCCAUCAUUGCCUCUCUGGAAACUGCUUUUAAGUGUGUUUAUAUGGAAGAAACUUACAGGUAACACAAGAGACUGUGCUCACACAGAGGCUUUGUAUUUGUUAGAUACAGAUGUAUUUUUGUCGUGUAAGACAUAAUGGAACCACUGCUGUGUUCUGAUUUUGUCCUGCUUGUUUUGAAUAUGGAGGGUAU